AUGGGAUGUACGCUGUCCAAGGAGGAGCGUGACGCCUUAGAACAGAGUCGUAAUAUUGACAAGAAACUGAAGGAGGAUGGCAUGCAAGCCGCCAAGGAUGUUAAACUUCUCCUCCUCGGUGCCGGCGAGUCAGGCAAGAGUACCAUUGUGAAACAGAUGAAAAUCAUUCACGAGGGUGGUUUCACUCAGGAAGACAACAAGCAGCACAAACCUGUUGUGUACAGCAACACAAUUCAGUCUAUGGCGGCUAUUUUGCGGGCGAUGAAUACCCUCGGCAUUCCAUUCGGCGAUCCUGUGCAGUGUCCCGAGGAUGCACGAGUUGUGAGCGACGUUAUUCAGGCAAUGCAAGACACCGAACCCUUCUCCGAGGAACUUCUUGAGGCCAUGAAACGACUUUGGGCUGAUUCUGGUGUUCAGCAGUGCUUUGUGCGGUCAAAUGAGUAUCAGCUCAACGAUUCUGCAAAGUACUUCCUCGAUGAUUUGGAUCGGUUGGGCGCGAAGGACUAUCGACCUACUGAACAGGACAUCCUGCGAACGCGAGUUAAAACGACUGGUAUAGUUGAAGUUCACUUCCAAUUUAAAAACAUGAAUUUCAAACUCUUUGAUGUGGGCGGUCAACGCUCGGAGCGGAAGAAGUGGAUCCACUGUUUCGAAGAUGUGACAGCAAUCAUUUUCUGUGUGGCCAUGAGUGAGUACGACCAGGUGUUGCACGAAGACGAGACCACCAACCGAAUGCAGGAGUCGUUGAAGCUGUUUGACUCGAUAUGCAACAACAAGUGGUUCACCGACACCAGCAUAAUCCUCUUCCUCAACAAGAAGGAUUUAUUUGCAGAGAAGAUUAAACGUUCACCUCUCACUGUCUGUUUCCCCGAGUAUCCGGGUAAACAGACCUACGAGGAGGCAGCAAUCUACAUUCAGGCCUCCUUUGAGGCGAAAAAUCGGUCGCAGAACAAGGAGAUCUACUGUCACCAGACAUGUGCCACCGAUACCAACAACAUCCAAUUUGUCUUUGAUGCUGUCACCGAUGUCAGUCUCUCACCUAGCCUAACAACACUAAUGCGACAACCGCCUCAUUCCCUCGCCCGCGAGUCCUACACGCUGCCACCAAUCGAAGCUGGCUUGACAUGUUCGUUUCUGUGCCCUAAUGGGUCGGACACCGCUACGCAGGCAUGGGCCUCUUUCUCCUUGCCGUCACGUCUGUUCACCGGCGAUUUCGUGUGCGCUGGGAUUUUGAACUGUUUUCUACUUUCUCAAAUGGGUUGUUUAUUGUCAAAGGAAGAUCGGGAGGCCCUAGAACAAAGCCGGAACAUCGAUAAGAAACUCAAGGAGGAUGGCAUACAAGCUGCUAAGGAUGUUAAAUUGCUUCUUUUGGGUGCGUUCUACAAUCCUGGGGCGUUAUUUGGUGCACAAAUCAAACUGGGCUUUGAGGCGAUUCGUUGGAAGUAUCCCACGAAAUUCUUUUACUCGCUCUGCUUUUCAGGUGCUGGUGAGUCGGGAAAAAGCACAAUUGUUAAGCAAAUGAGGAUUAUUCACGAGGGUGGCUUCACACAAGAAGACAACAAACAAUUUAAACCUGUGGUGUACAGCAAUACUAUCCAGUCGAUUGCCGCCAUUCUGCGCGCUAUGAACACUCUGGGUAUUCCCUACGGCGAUUCCAGGCAGUGUGUAAGCUUUCUUUUUUCACUGUCAUAG
This is a messenger RNA of Hydatigera taeniaeformis, 1692 nucleotides long. The record is from the annotation of a GenBank genome assembly. NCBI's taxonomy places the organism in Eukaryota, Metazoa, Platyhelminthes, Cestoda, Cyclophyllidea, Taeniidae.